GCAUAAAUCCUGUCGACUUUUUUUUUAUAUACUGGUCCCAACAUACUGUUAAUGGCCUUAAACUGACUGCAGUUGCUUGCUCUUUGCAUCUUUGGACAUAGAUUUUGCGGCGUAAUCGCCGCCGUGGGGCAGCAUGGGUAACGAAGCGUCUACUCCGAUAGACGGUAGUGUACCACCAGCAACGCUUAGGAGUCGUGACCUCGACUCUGUCGCUAAAUACAUUCUCGAAAAAGAUGUCCGAAGAAUAGUUGUUCUGACCGGCGCGGGAAUAAGCACAUCAGCCGGAAUUCCAGAUUUCAGAUCUCCAGAGACAGGGUUAUACUCAAAUCUUGCCCAUCUUGAAUUACCGGACCCGGAAGCGGUGUUCAAUAUUACUUUUUUCCGAGAAAAUCCAGUCCCUUUCUAUACCCUCGCCAAGGAACUAUAUCCUGGUCGAUAUAGACCAACAAUAGCGCAUUCGUUUAUCACUUUACUACACAGAAAGGGUCGACUGCUGAAACUUUUCACACAAAAUAUUGACUGCUUAGAACGGGAAGCUGGUCUUUCCGGAGACAUGAUCAUUGAUGCCCAUGGAAGUUUCGCAUCUCAGCAUUGUAUCGAUUGCAAAAGCCAUUAUCCGGAUGAGCUCAUGAAACAGGUCGUUGCAAAGGGUGAGGUACCACAUUGUAUCGCACCAGAAUGCAAUGGACUUGUCAAGCCAGAUAUUGUCUUCUUUGGUGAAGCGCUACCAGGGGCCUUUUUCGCAAAUCGUGAAUUACCUGCCGAAGCAGAUUUGUGUAUUAUCAUGGGCACGAGUCUGACUGUUCAACCCUUUGCGAGCUUGCCGAGUUUCUGUCGCGAUGAAACGCCCCGCUUACUCAUAAACAUGGAGCAAGUUGGUGGACUGGGAUCUCGAGCGGAUGAUGUACUUCUCCUCGGUGACUGUGAUGAAGGGGUACGCAAGCUAGCCAAGGCACUUGGUUGGUUGGAAGAACUAGAAGCGUUAUGGGAAGAAAGCAACCCCAAUAAAGAAGACCGGGAUCUGGAAACUGCACCGAAGAAAACUCGCGAUGAACGGUUGCAUGAUGAAGUUGAGCGUCUCACGGCAGAUGUUGAUCGAACAUUGCACGUCUCAAACUCGCACCAGAAUUAUACUCGACAAUACCUGGACAGACAUUUGGCCAAACAGCUAGCCAAACAAAAUGCACGAGAAGAGCGGGACGGACAGGUUGUUAGUGAUACGACAGGUGCUCCCGGUGAAGAGAUUCUCCGGUCAAGUGAUGAUGAUAUCUCCGGAAUAAGUGGUCUGACCCAUGUAUUUCCGCACCUGGUAGAUAAAAAGCCGUCCUGGUGAUGUGUUCAGGGGAUUUUGCAUAGUUUGGGACGAAGCUACGAGAAAUAGAAUAUGUAAAUGAUAACACAUAGUUACUACUUUCCCUGUUAUUAUGUCCAUCUGCGGGGACUCGAAAAUCGAAUAGCGAAUA
Molecule: messenger RNA, 1463 nt
Organism: Talaromyces stipitatus ATCC 10500
Lineage: Eukaryota; Fungi; Ascomycota; Eurotiomycetes; Eurotiales; Trichocomaceae
Product: SIR2 family histone deacetylase, putative
Exons: 2
Coding region: 134-1333 (399 amino acids)
Molecular function (GO): histone deacetylase activity, NAD-dependent; NAD+ binding
Source: RefSeq, a predicted model, not a curated record